AUGAGUAGUUCGUCUCGGGGGAAGAUGGAGGACUCUUUGUCGGCGAUCAAGUCGGAGUUGGUGUACUUCUUGUCUCGGUUGCAGCAUGGCUCGCUGGAGACCUCGCUGAAGGCGCAGGACCCUGUGUUCGAGGGCAUGGUUCGCGACUUCCAGCGCUUUGACGAGAGCCUCGAGGCUCUCCAGGGCGGAGUCGCGCGCUUCCUCGACGGCGUCGAGCACCUCUGCACAGGUCUGAGCAUCCUGUCCGAGGCCGCGGUCCUCCACCUGACGAAGAAGAGUGACGCAUGCAUCGUCCGAGACGCAUGUCUGUAUCGGGAAGCCGUCCACCGCGUGACUCGCGCAGACGCACCACACGCAGCCUACGCGAAGCUGAAGCGCGACCUCCAGUUCAACGUCACUGAGCCGCUGCGCAGACACCGUGAGCACAACGCGAAGCUUCUGCAGGACAUCCAGACGCGAAAUCGACGCCUCGCGGAGUGGAUUCUCGCCCAGAAGAAACUCGAACAUCUGCAGAAAGCUGCGGGAUCUCGGAAGUUCGAGACAGCCUCUGCAGGCCGCGAGGGAGAACCGGAGGAAGAGAGACCCCUAGGCGGAGGCGGCGGCGCGCGGGUGCGUGAGAAGGACAUACUUUUCGCGGAGGCUGCUGUCGAGACAGCGAGGCUCCGCUUCAAGGAGGUCGACGACGUCCUCUUCGAAUGGCUUCAGAUGCUCGAGGCGUACAAAUGUGACAUCUUCGACAGCGCGCUGCAAACGCUCAAGUACCUCCAGUACGAAUUCUUCGCCAGCAGUGCUCACGUCGUCGCCAGGGUCCUGCCCAGCCGCAUGGAGUUCAGACCGAUGGUCGAGAUGACUCCUCAACUCCUCCUUCCCCAGGUGGAACUGGAGUUGGCGGAGCGCGCCGCAGCUGAAGAGGAGAGCGGCUCCGCGCAGGGGAAGUUGACGGGGCUGACGGCGACGGAGCGGCUGGUGGAGAAAUGGGGACGGGAGGCUUCUCUCUGCACGCUCGUCGCAGACGCGUCGACGGGGGCGCCGCCAGUGCUCCUUUUGCAGAGGCCGGAGGCGGACGAGGAGGAGAGCGAAGUGACGGUGGACAUUCUGUCGCUCGCCGUGUUGACGGCGCAAGGCUUCGAAGAAGGCUUCGCGAAGCGCGCUCUGCAGAUGCACGGCAACGAUACACAGGCCGCCAUGGACUGGCUGCUCAACGGCGGCUCUGCGGAGCUGCAGAGACAGCGGGAGCAGCGCGAGAUCGAGCGGCGAGAAGAGAAACGCGAGGAGGCGAGGGCGGGUGCGGAGACGAGAGACGCUCACCCGGGUGAAGAGGAGGGACAGAGUGGAGGCAGCGGAGGCGGUGGAGGCGCGACGCAGGACGGCGCAGGACUGGAGACCGUGCGGCUUCCGACGACACUCAAGUGGGUGGAGAAGCUGAAGGCAGCGAAGCGGAAAGAGCGACAAACAUGGCAGCAGAAGCGCCGCGCAGAGCGCGAGAGCGCCGCAGCAGCUGCAGAGUCGCUUGCGGAGAGAGACGCGGAGCAGGGCGAAGAACCUGCGAAAGACAACGUGAUUGGAGACCACGGAGGAGACGACUUCUUUGUGCAGAGACCCCAGAAAGGAGAGACUCGCGACCGGAGGGACAACAGAGAGAGGAGAGACAGCAGAGAGAGGAGAGACAGCAGAGAGAGGAGAGAGGGCAGAGACGCCGCGGGGAAGACCGGACGCGCGAACGCAGGCGACACGAGAGGCGAGAGGAGGCGCCACAACAAAGCAGAGAGAGAGAACCGACGCAGCGAGAGUGAGAGUGGGGGCGGCAGUGGGAGAGAAGGAAGCGAACGGCGAGGAGGGAGAGAAGCGCGGAGACAGGGAGAGCGAAGGAGACAGAUGAGUUUGUGCAGAGAGGAGGGUGGAACUCAGCAUGGCUCUCAACGAAGAGCAGAAACAAGUCCGGAGUUCCCUUGGGAAGACGCGAAGCGCGACGCAGGCAAAGCCGCCUCCGCGAGUGCGGUGGAACGCGACCUCCUCAGCGACAACCCAGGAAGAGACGCCUCGGACUGGGGGGUGUCUCGACACCGAGAACCUGCAGGCGUCAGAGAGACGCGAGGAAAGACUCGAUCGAGCUCUUCAGACGGCGAAGCAGAUGCUUGCUCGCGCACGACGCGCCGAGACGCCCAAGCAGGGAGAGAGAAGACAGACCGAGAGAGAGAAAAAAGAGACAGAGACUCUCGACGCCACGGUCGUCGCGGAAAGGACGCGAGGAAGCAAAGGGACUUUUCUCAGUCGCUCUCCUCGGAGGAAGAACAUGACUCUUUCCGGAGCAGACACCGCAGUCGGGGAGGCACAGAACGCGACAGGCGAGACAAGCACGAGAGAAGAGAACGACGCGGAAGCAGAGAAAGAAGAGGAAGCAGCGAGAGGAGUCGCUGGAGUGCAGAGCAGAGAGGAGAGCGGAGGUGCGACGACUGGAUCGGAAGUUUCUUGGAUGGCCCGGCAGAGAGAGGCAGCAGGCGCGAGGGCGAGAAGGCGAACGACGGGGGGAGAGACCAGGGGAAGAGACGCGGGAGACGGAGCUCGUCCUCGGAGAUGAGCCAAACGUCGGACUCGGACUGGAGUGAGGAGGAGCGCCGCAGAGAGAGAGGCAGGCGAGAGGCGGGGCAGACGAAGAAGGCGACGUCGAGAGAGCGGCGAGAGAGAAGCGAGAGGUCUGAAGGUAGCCGACAGCCGCUCUCGCCGUUCGCCGACCUCGAGGAAGCAUUCACAUACACCACCCGCGAGACAUGUCCCUGGCGCGGAGACGAGCGGAGAGACAUACAGGAAGAGAGAACUCACUCGGCUGCGCCAGUUCCGCCGCUGCCGGACCUCCUGGGAGAAUUCGACGCGGCGACUCCCGGCGGAGCGAGCUGCAGAGGUGCAGAGCCAGUCCGCGCGCGCGAGAGAGAACGCGAGGCGCAGCGGGAGAAGGGAGGAAGCCGCGGGGAGUUUUCAUCCUCCUCUGGCACGGAGAGUUCGGGGAGCGCGGUGGAGGCGCCAGAGCGGCAGGUGUCGAGCAAAGAUGGCGAGAGGCAGCGGGAACAGACAGAGGGAGAGAAAGAACCGAGAAACGCCGUGCGCGAGGAGAGACAAGAAGGCACAGACGCAGGCGCCCUCGCGGAAUCGAGAACCAUCGCGGACAGAAUGUGUACGUACACCGUCGAUUAUUCUGCGCCGGCGUGCUCCUCUACACCCUGUCCGUUCCCGUGCGUCUCUGCGACGAUGGAAUCUCUCGUUUCUGUGGAGAGGGCGAAGAUUCGUCUCCGCCUGACGGUGCUUUCUGCGUUUCUGUUUUGGGCGGCUCUGGGGCUCGCAGCCUGGUGGUACGUCACGUCCAUUACGCGUUCGCCGAUUCCGGCGCUGUCGUCUUUCCCCACUGCGGAGCGCGUCGCUUCUCAGCUCGCUGAGGGGAGUCAGGGACGCGGAGAAGCUGCGAGACGCAAAGCAGCGACUGCCGCCUACGCGCGCUGGGAGGCGGCGCACACCAAGCGGCGACGGGAAGGAAGGGAGGCGUCCUCAGUUCCACCCUUCUUCGCGCUCCUGCCUCCCCUGGUCACAGGUUUCUCGCUGAAGCUCGUACCGCUCUGCGAAGAGGCGCGUCGAGAUGCGGCCAGCUUCUUCGACUGGCUGCAAGCGAAGGCGGCGUCGCUCCGGAACUCGGGGCUCGUGUCGCUGCCCGCGGAGCCGCGCGUCUACGGCUCGCUGUUCCUGGGGCUGCGCCUGGACGAGGGAGGCGAAGGCGAAGCGGCCCAGACCGCAGAGCCGACGCCGGCGUUUGUCACCGAUCUCAACCUGCUUCUGGCGUCUGCAGAUCCCGCUCCACCUGGCGACCAAGGAGCCACAUCGACUUCUCUCCUGCGGGUUGUCCUCGCUGCUCCGCCUCGGGGGGCCUCCUGCGCCUGUGCGCCUGGAGACCUCGAGCUAGACGAAGCCGAGCUGACGUACACGAUUGCUUUCUCGACUGGUUCGCGAGAGCUAGUCGAACAGACAGGUGACCAUUCCCCAGAGGCCGCAGACUCCUUCUCCGCACACUUCGUGCUCCACUCGGACUCGUCCAUUUCAGUGGCGUCCGUCCACUCGUCUGACGGCGCUUCUUCCUCGUUCAGGGACAAGGCCGGGGUCACUUUCCCAGCGCUCGCGCAGCUUCUGCGUCUCUCCUUCUUCUCUCCCCUGGACGAAGCUGCUUUUCGCUUCCCCUUCUCUUCGCAGUACGACCUAACGUUCUGGCUCGGCGGCGACCCUCUGCCCUCCGCCCCGCAGGGUCAAGAGACCCACGAAGAGUCAGAGGGAGCGCACGCGGCGAGUGGCCGCCGCCUCACCUGGCGCUUCAAAAGGGACGUCUACGACAGUUUCCUUGAGUCCUUCUUUUCUCGCCUCUCUUUCGUCUUCAACUUCCUGCACAUGCAGUCCCAGGUGGUGCCUCACAGCAGCAUCGCGUCGCUUCUGAAGCGGCCGGAGACGCCUGCCUCGCCCUGGCUCCUGGAUCUCGCGUCCCAACACAAACUGCAUGCAGUAGCGAGCAACUGGCAGCCUGAGCAGAUCAUCACGACACCGACGCAUGCGCCUGCGCCGGCGAUCAACUUUGCGGUGUAUCGUUCUCCGGUGCCUCUAGUCCUCAAGGACGGGAAGCCGGGGCGGCGCAUCGCUGCCUCGCAGGAGGCUGGGGCCGGCGCGCGCACAGAAACUCUGAACGGGAUCGCGAUUCCAGGGUGGGGUGGCUUGGUCAUUGCCUCGCCAGCCUCCACCGUUUUCUCAGACUCGGCCGUCACGCGUUUCUCCUCGGAAGAAAUGCGGCAGAUCUGCGGAGUCUGGGUUGCGCAGCUUCGCUCCUUCUUCUCCCUCCCGGAAACACUCGAAGACUACUUCUCUGGGGCGGCGGCGGAGCGGGCGGCAGACCACUGGCGCAUGCAUAUCGUCGCCUCUCCCGCCGAGAGACAGACGCUUCUCGCGCGCGCGCUGAAUCUGGAGAAACGGGAAGCGCGUCAAGUGGACGACGUCGUGAUGGUCUGGACACACCCGGGCGAGAAACAGGACGACACAGAAGACAAAGUCCUCGUCGUCGCGCAACACACCGACGCCGGCCUGGGGCUCUGGGAAGUUUGGCGCCUCGCCCGCCGGGUGUAUGUACAGCUCGUCGAAAGAGCCGUCAGCAACAUCCGCAGCCUCCAAACCAUCAUCGAAGAUCAAACGGAGCUCGCCGUCUACCCCCAUGUUGGAGAGGCCCUCCAGAGAGCACUGACUUUCAUUGACUGCAGUGCAGAAGCCCUUCAGGGCCAGAUUUGCUCGCAGCUCCCUGAAGACGUUCGUGAACAACUUCUGGCACCUGUGGCAGAGAAAAAUCGAAGUUCUCAGCCUCAGAAAGAUCGCCAUGUCCCCCCCGCGCGCUUCCUCGGACUCGCUCUUGCUCUCGCACGCGCAGCGUUCCAGGAUUCUCUGGAGGCCCUCCAGGAAGAGAGCGUAACCGGGCAGUCGCACUUUAGCUUCGAGUUCAAGUGUGCAAUUUACCUUCCCGUCGUUCUCCCGUUUUUCCUUCCCCUCUUCGUUGGCUUUAUCAAGGUCUUCAAACAGCGCAAGCUGCUGGAGAAGGCAGCAGCAGCUCUGUAG
Messenger RNA from Toxoplasma gondii ME49, 5625 nucleotides. RefSeq names its product UBA/TS-N domain-containing protein. The transcript is spliced from 6 exons. Gene Ontology annotation, biological process: attachment of GPI anchor to protein. The record is from RefSeq and is a predicted model, not a curated record. The coding region runs from base 1 to 5625 and encodes 1874 amino acids. NCBI's taxonomy places the organism in Eukaryota, Apicomplexa, Conoidasida, Eucoccidiorida, Sarcocystidae. Gene Ontology annotation, cellular component: GPI-anchor transamidase complex. Gene Ontology annotation, molecular function: protein binding.